AGCUGUUUCAACGAGAGGAUCAGUUGUGACUCUGUAGAACAAGCUAGCUAGCCAUGGCUCAUCUAGGCUUUGCUUGUGAACCUCCUCCUGAUGUGGAUACAGACGACUGUCUUCCGGAAUAUUCAUAUAUGUUCACGCCUGACAUCCUCAAAGGAAAAGUGGCUCUCAUCACGGGCGGAGGCUCCGGGAUUGGAUUCCAUAUCACUGAGAUCCUGAUGAGGCACGGUUGCCAGUGUGUCAUUGCCAGCAGAAAUCUCCAGCGGGUGUCAGAGGCAGCCAAGAAACUCUGUGCAGCCACAGGCCAGCGAUGCCUGCCCGUCACUCUUGAUGUGCGGCAACCUCAGACCAUUUCGGCAGCUGUGGAUGAGGCCCUCCAAGAAUUUGAGAAGAUUGACAUCCUAGUUAACGGUGCUGCUGGGAACUUUCUUUGUCCCGCUAGCUCUUUAUCGUUCAACGGUUACAAAACGGUGAUUGAAAUUGACACCUUGGGCACCUUCAACGUCUCCAAAGUCCUGUAUGAAAAAUCCCUUCGGGAACAUGGCGGCGUCAUUGUCAACAUCACAGCCACCCUCAGCUACAAAGGCCUGGCUCUCCAGAUGCAUGCUGGGACUGCCAAGGCAGCCAUAGAGGCUAUGACGAAGCAUCUUGCUGUGGAAUGGGGACCUCAACGAAUUAGAGUGGUUAGCAUCGCCCCUGGUCCCAUUGCGGGCACAGAGGGGUACCGUCGUUUAGUUCCAUCCAACCUGGAAGUCAAUCAGUACUUCCGGAACAUUCCCCUUCAACGGGCCGGGAACAAGACGGAGAUUGCUCAUAGUGUCCUCUAUCUGGUCAGCCCCCUCUCGUCGUACGUGACCGGCACAACACUUGUGGUGGACGGUGGAGACUGGAUGACUUCGGAUAAUUCCUUUCCCUCACUGUUGGGUAUAGCUAAGCUAUAGAUUACUGGAGCACAGAACUAAAGAGAGAUACAUGAGAAAAGGACACCCCGGCAUUUUAAGGAAGUGUCUUCAGUGCUUCCGGGCAAACCGUCUGUGGCAAUGUACGGAUAGCAGCCACUCACCUUUCCUAGUUUCAAGGUAGUUUAGAUAACCUGGUUUGUAAGAUGGGUCUUCAUCGCACAAAAAUUGGUGAUGGUGGCACAAAAAAACCCCUACAGACUGAAUCCUGUUCACCCACCAGGCUGUACUAUGUCACCGGAAAGGUAGUUGAGGCUGAAGUCCUACCAGGGGCAGAAACAACUUUGAUUAUGAUUUGAUUGGCUUGUAAGCCUUCGUAUCAUUUGCCUCGGAUAAGAUGCUUCCAAUUCAUUCUCAAGUACAAUGUUCAGUCCCAAAAUGGCGAGUCUGCGUUUAUCCAGCUCUUGCUGUGUGUGGCAUUAUCUGCCCCAAUCACCCUGGUCCACUCCUCUAACAAAUAAAUACUCUACUUUUCAACAAA
Molecule: messenger RNA, 1437 nt
Organism: Protobothrops mucrosquamatus (brown spotted pit viper)
Lineage: Eukaryota; Metazoa; Chordata; Lepidosauria; Squamata; Viperidae
Gene: DECR2
Product: 2,4-dienoyl-CoA reductase 2
Exons: 10
Coding region: 54-938 (294 amino acids)
Biological process (GO): fatty acid catabolic process
Molecular function (GO): 2,4-dienoyl-CoA reductase (NADPH) activity
Source: RefSeq, a predicted model, not a curated record